AUGCAGGCCAUGCAGGAGGCCAUGCAGGAGGCCGCCGCCACCAUGAGCUCCCUGGUCACGCAGGGGCCCGCCGGGAGGGCGCCGCCGGAGGCGGCACCGCCCGCCAGCGGCGCGGGCGCCGGGCCCCCGGCCGCCGGCGGCGACGACGGGGGCCUCGAGCUGGCCGGGGAGCGGGAGGAACGCACGGCGCGCGUGGCCGAGCUGCACGCCAGGAUCGGCCGCGAAGCGGCCGCCUGGGGCGUGCAGCUGGAGGAGCUCCGCGUCCGUCUCCAGGAGGACAUCUCUGGCGCGCGGGGCGUCUUCGAGGAGCGUGCCGCGAGGCUCGAGCGCGAGCUGGCGGCCGAACGGGCGCGGCAUGACGCGGAGUCGCAGGAGCUGCGGGCCAUCAUGGACUCGAUGUGGAAGCAGGUGGAGGGGCGGCCGCCCCCUUCGGGGGACGAGAAGCAGCGGAUGUUCCAGGACUCGUCCGGGAACAUGCGGGAGUUCACGGGCGACGCCGAGGACGUCUUCACCCUUUACGACUUGGUGCGGGAGGCCAUCGGGGACCACUCGCGCCUCUCCGACGAGCUGGCCCAGGCCCCACGCGUUAGCGCGCCCUUGCACGUGCCAGGUGACGGGUCAGGGCGGGGGCAGAAACCAGACAAGCCUCAGGAGCGAGAGCAGCGCGAGAAGAUCGCCGAGGAGAGCCGCCAGGAGCUCCCUGCGCGGAUCCGAGCGACUAUGGACAUCAGCGCAGCGGUGACGCUCAUGAACGACGCCAAGUUCUGGGCUUGGGGACACGCUGCUAAAUACGGGCGCGUGGAUAGAGCGCUCGCGCGCGGUUCGCGCGCUUCUGCCGCCGCGCUGGCCGCCAACGAGACCUUUGCCGAGUGCAUGGCCGCGGAGAGCGCCGCCGCGAAGAUCGUCAAGGAGCAGUGCGCAGGCGCUGUCCUGCAGUCGCACUCCACGCGUCAAGCCGCAGCGGACACGGCGCAGCAGACAGAAUGGGCGGGACAUUGCACUCCCUGCCGUUUGCCCGAGAGCUUCUGCGCUGGGCGCGGCGCCGAAGCCCGCCACUGGCACGACCAGGUGCACCUGAACAAAUGCCGCGACAUCGCGGGGGCCCAGAGGCAGCGCCAGGUGGACCUCCUUAAGGUGGACCUAGGCAAGGUGGGCGACGCGGAGAAGGGCGACCAGGAUGAGCCAGUGAGUUGGGAGCAGCGGGGAUGA
Molecule: messenger RNA, 1209 nt
Organism: Prorocentrum cordatum
Lineage: Eukaryota; Dinophyceae; Prorocentrales; Prorocentraceae
Source: the annotation of a GenBank genome assembly